This is a messenger RNA of Planococcus citri (citrus mealybug), 3255 nucleotides long. RefSeq names its product Chromosome transmission fidelity 4 (gene Ctf4). Gene Ontology annotation, biological process: mitotic cell cycle; DNA repair; DNA-templated DNA replication. Gene Ontology annotation, molecular function: protein binding; chromatin binding. The transcript has 17 exons. Gene Ontology annotation, cellular component: nuclear replication fork. Lineage: Eukaryota; Metazoa; Arthropoda; Insecta; Hemiptera; Pseudococcidae. The record is from RefSeq and is a predicted model, not a curated record. The coding region runs from base 157 to 3066 and encodes 969 amino acids.
UUUUUUUAGAAGAGAAAAACACGAAAAUUUCAAUCGGAAUUCGGAAAUGAAAUGAUCAAAUUCUUGUGUUUUUAUUAUUUAAAAUUGUAAAAUUAAAUUCAUCGUAGAAAAUAUCUACUUCUCGUACUAAAUCAUACAAUCUUGUGUAUCCUUGAUAUGCCGCAAGAACGACCAGCACCGAGAUACGCUCAUGCAGAAGGACAUACAGAUCUGUGUUUUUCAGAUGAUGGAACGUAUCUGGUAACAUGCGGAAGCGAAGGCGAUCUUCGUAUUUGGAAAGGAUUCGAUGACGAUGAUCCCCGUGACAAGUGCGUCGGAGAAAAGGCUUUCGCUGUCGCGCAACAGGGCGAUAAAUUAUACGUUGGUAGUGACCAUAACAACGUUCAGAUAUUCUCGUUUCCUGAUGGCGAACUCGAUGGAGUUCUGACUAGAUUUACAGCACCGGUUACUACGAUAUCUGUUUCGAAAGAUGGAAGUUACGUCGCUGCUGGAUCGUGUGAUAUGAAAAUACACUUGGUGGAUACCGCGACAUCGAAAAUAACAUUUUUUGAAGGACACAAAGCUCCAAUAUUACAUGUCACGAUUGAUCCUAAAAAUGAAUAUUUGGCGUCUUCAAGUUGCGACGGCACCGUCCGAAUUUGGAACAUAACUGAUCAAUCCGUGGUGAAAACUUGGCCCGAGGUGACAAGUUCUUCGAAUUCAUUUGAUUCGGCGGAAACAGUUUGCCACGUUUCUUGGGAAUCUACCACUGGUCGAUUAAUAGCCAUACCUCAAGGUUUAGAAAUCAAAGUAUACCAAAGAAGUACUUGGAAUGCGAUGAUGACGUUACAAGAUCCAGAAAAUAGUAAAAAAUUUGGAUUAACUUCCUGGUCCAGUUGUGGAACGUAUCUAGCCGCGAGUACCGUUGUAGGAAGAAUCGUUGUGUGGAACACGAUAAUUAAUAGAGUAACUUCUUCAUCCGUCGACGAUGAUAACAAGACUAAUAUUUCGGCAUUGUGUUGGAACCCGGAUUCAAAACAGAAACAAUUAGCUAUUUGCGAUACCAAUGGUCAACUUACGGUUAUUGGAAAUUGUAUCUCUACUACGAAUUCUUCGAAUGGUGGCUUAGCCUCGAUGUCGACUGGAAGCUCUGAUAGAGAAAAACCUGUCAAAAGUAAAUCAACGAUAGAUUUCGAAGACGAUGAUUUUCCUAAUUUGACUGGUGAUAAUUUUGAUGAUGAUCCCGACGACCCUGACGCUAUUUCGUUGGAAAAAAUAAAAUCUGAUUAUAGCUUCAUCGAUGGAGACGUCGUUCCGAAAGCACUCGAGGAUGACGACGCUAGCAGUAUGAAGUCUGUUUCAAUUAUUGCUCCUAGAAUGCCUCUGGUUGAAUUACAGCCUCCAUUUCAGCCAACUUCUACUCCUGUUCACUUGCAAAGACGUUUCAUGGUAUUUAACGAUGUUGGAUACGUAAGACAAACGAAUACAGAAGAUGAAAAUGUGAUCGAUGUUGACUUUCACGAUGUCUCCAUUCAUCACGCUUUUCGGAUCAAUAAUUUACUAAAUCAUAUUUUGGCUGCUUUGAGUCCAGAAGCUCUUGUUUUGGCUUGUGAAAAAACUGAAGAAUCUAUGAGUAAAUUAGUUUGUCGAUUAUUCAACUCAUGGGACGACUCAAAAGAAUGGAACAUAGAAAUGAACGAAGACGAAAGCAUCGAAGCUAUUGCUAUUGGUCAUAAAUGGAUUGCUGUGGCAACUAGUUUAUGGUACUUGAGGAUAUUUUCAUUGAGUGGUGUUCAAAGAGAAAUCAUCAACUUACCUGGUCCGAUUGUUUCGAUGUGUGGUUCGAAUAAUUACUUGUUUGUCGUUUACCAUUGUUCAGUCGGUUUGCCUGAUAAUCAAAACUUGGCAUUUCAAGUGUUCACUUUCGCCACUCAUUUAUCAGCUAUUGUACCUGCUCAGCCUGUACCCCUUAGUCCUAAAAGUACGCUGAAAUGGGUUGGACUUUCGGAUGAGAUGAACCCAUGCAUUUUGGAUUCCAACGGUAUUUUAAAAAUAUACGUUUAUAAAUUGGGUUCAUGGAGUCCAAUUUGUGAUGUCGAUGAACAAUGGAAAGAAUCCUCAAAUCAUCAUUUCGUUAUCGGUAUCAGCGAAGAACUGCAAAAUAUUCGUUGCAUAUUAUGCAAAGGAUCGUACUAUCCGGCCACUACGCCUCAUCCUUUCAUUACCGAAAUCGCCUGGAAGAUUCCAGUUUGCGAGAAAGAUAUCGAUAAAGGAAUGCACGAAGAGAAAUUAUGGCGUAGUAAGAUUGCUGACAAGUGUUUGAACAACGAUAACGAUAGUGUUCGUAAAGAAAUUCUAGGAACCGCCUUGAAAUUAUUCGCGCUUUGCUGUCAAACUAGUCAUGAAAUGAGAGCUUUCGAAUUAUGCGAAUUCGUCGAUGAACUAAAGUUCACGGACUUGGCUUUAAAAUACUCAGCCAGAGCGAGGAAUGAUUUGCUCGUUGAAAGAUUAUCCCAACUGCUGACUGAACAAAAAAAAUCUGAAGAAGAAAAGGCCGAUGAAUUUGAUUUCGGACCGAGCCGUAGAAGUUAUAUGUCAAACGGCGACCACGACUCGUACCGAAAUGAUUCGUAUCAUGAGCCAGAACCGCGAAAUUACCAGUCGCAAGAACUUUUUACCGAAUCUAAAACUACUCAAGAAUCGUCUAAUUAUUCAAACGAUAAUUCAGUAAGUUUAAUACUGGAAAUGAAAAAGAAGAAAAAAUCAUUAAGCGAGCAAAAAAGUCAAGUCAUUCCGCGUAGAAAAAUUAACCCUUUCCGAAAGGGUCUGCCUUCGAACGACGUUUCUGCGCCAGGAACACCAUCAAACAUUAGUGCUGGCUGGAAUAAGGAAAGCCAAGAUACUUUCAAUGGUUCGCUUCCAGAUUCGCAGGAUAUAGAAAAAACUAAUUCUAUGAACGAUAGUCCCGUCGUAGACGAAACCGAGUCGACGAGUAGAAAAAGAAAAUCACCAGAAGAACCGGCUGAAAAAAAUCCAGAAAAGAAGAAACCCUUGUCUAAAUUACAAGCUUUCGCUUUUAAAAAAUAAACCUAAUGGUUAUUAAUUUCAAUUAAUAGUUUUCUAGAUACGUGUUUUUUAGUUUUUUUUCUCGCUGCUUGGUGAAUUUUUUUCGUUUCUUAACUGAUGUAUAUUCUGUGAUAUUUUUUUGCCCGACUAAUAAGGUAUUUUUUUAUGUGCAUUUUUGCUAAUAAAGUUCAUUCGUGAGUAAUACGAUAA